AGACAUGGUAGAUGGAUAAGGCCAUUUAAUCAUAAAUAGAGAGGUAAAUCUAAAUAGUUACACUAAUGUUUGAUCAAUCUCUCUCUUACUGUUGUUCAUAUAUUAUUACAAAGCAAAUCACUGAAAUAUGUUUCAUCAAAAGGUUAUUGUGGCAGCAGCAGAAAGGAGGAACAAUAGGCGUGCAUUACAAGACAUUGGUAAUCUUGUGGCUAAGCAAGCAGAACAAAAUGUGACAAAGCGCAACACAAGAAAGUUUUAUGCUAAUAAUCAAGCUGCAGUAGAGAAGAACAAGAAAUCAAGCACUGAACUUGCGAAUGGAGCAGGAGUGGUUCCAGCUAAUGGGGGUUGGCGUGAGGAACUUCAUUGCUACAACAAAGUUAGAAGCAGCUAAGAAGCCACCAACAGAACAUGAAGUCAUUGUCAUCAGCUCAGAUGAUGAAUCCGAGAAAGAAAAGAAGAGGAAGCCAGAAGCCGCUAGAGGAAGAAAGAUAAAGGAAGGGGUAACCAGGGAAAAUGCUAAGGACUUCAGUUCAGUCCUCUCGACUAGAAGCAAGGCUGCUUCUGGACUCUCUUAUAUGCCCAAGAAAGUGGUGAACAUUGUUGCAACUGACAUGGACAAUGAAUUGGCAGUAGUGGAGUACAUUGAUGACAUAAACAAGUUCUACAGACUCACUAAAGUACUCCAAUUGUUUUUGCUUUUACUCUUUCUCUAAUUCCAUUCCUUUA
Molecule: messenger RNA, 726 nt
Organism: Arachis duranensis
Lineage: Eukaryota; Viridiplantae; Streptophyta; Magnoliopsida; Fabales; Fabaceae
Product: G2/mitotic-specific cyclin S13-6-like
Exons: 4
Coding region: 128-391 (87 amino acids)
Source: RefSeq, a predicted model, not a curated record